AUCGGACGCCUCCCCUCACGAGGGAGUCUGUAGGGGCUCCCAGUGUGGACAGCACAGCUUGUUUAACCACAACUGACUCGACCUGAAGGUUUCAAUGUUGUUGGCUUGAUGGGAUCCAGGCGGGGGACAAAGUGAUGGUCUAAGGACUGGCAGUCACACAGGUGCUUGCGCGUGGGAUGUUUCGCUGGUCGGUGCACCUGGAAGGAGGGCCGCGGAGAGUCAACCAUGCUGCUGUGGCGGUGGGGCACAAAGUGUUCUCCUUUGGAGGCUACUGCUCCGGGGAGGACUACGAGACUCUGCGUCAGAUUGACGUGCAUGUCUUCAACACAGUGUCUUUGCGCUGGAUGAAGCUGCCUCCAGUGAGGACGUUGGGACAUGAACGUGCCCGUGAAGUGCCAUAUAUGCGUUAUGGCCACACAGCUGUGUUGCUGGAUGAUACUAUCUACCUCUGGGGGGGCCGUAACGACACAGAGGGGGCCUGCAAUGUGCUUUAUGCCUUUGAUGUCAACAGCCACAGAUGGUUCACACCCAAGGUUUCAGGGACUGUUCCAGGGGCGAGGGAUGGCCACUCGUCCUGUGUCCUGAAGAAGGCUAUGUAUAUAUUUGGAGGAUAUGAACAGCUGGCUGACUGCUUCUCCAAUGACAUCCACAAGCUGGACACCACCGAAAUGGUGUGGUCGUUAAUUAAUGCCAGGGGCACUCCGGCACGCUGGAGGGACUUCCACUCAGCCACCAUCAUCGGGACAAAGAUGUUUGUGUUCGGAGGGCGAGCAGACCGCUUCGGUCCCUUCCACUCCAACAACGAGAUCUACUGCAACAAGAUCAAAGUGUUCGACACGGAGACCAACUGCUGGCUGAGCACCACCUCAAUACUGCCGCUGCCAGACGGACGCAGGAGUCAUUCAGCCUUUUCCUACAAUGGGGAGCUGUAUAUUUUUGGCGGAUACAAUGCUCGUCUGGACCGGCACUUCAACGACCUCUGGAAAUUCAAUCCAGAAACCGUUUCUUGGAAUAAAAUAGAACCCAAGGGGAAAGGCCCGUGUCCACGGAGACGGCAGUGCUGUUGUAUGGUUGGAGACCGAAUCAUCCUCUUCGGAGGAACCAGCCCCUGUCCAGAGCAAGGAAUGGGGGAUGAAUUUAACCUCAUGGAUCAUUCAGACCUGUAUAUCUUAGACUUCAAACCCAAUUUGAAGACGUUAUGCAAAAUAGCUGUUAUUCAGUACAGUCUGGAGCAUUCAGGACUCCCACAUGAUAUCAGGUGGGAACUGGCUGCCAUGACGACCAACAGCAACAUCAGCAGGCCCAUCCUCUCCUCCCACGGCUGACACCGCCUGAAUGUGAAGCAGAACCAGGACUGUGUUUCCGGACUCUUGAGCUUUUAUCUUCCUAAUCACCUGAGCUCCGACGGACUGUUUUUUGUAGAAUUUGAAUCUGUAUGGGAUGAAUUUCCCCCAUUCUCCAAGUGAAAAGCUCUUGACUGACCAAACUAUUCUGCUUGAGAUACAUUUGACACCGUGAGCGGGCAAAGGAUAUUUUGAACCUUUGAGAGACUGGUUAGGUGUGAUAGGAAUUCUUGUCACCUGUGUUUGUCUUCUUUCUAGCUUCUCUAGAAAUCCAAUCAGCCUAUGAUAAUCCUAGACUUCUAAUCCUGAGCACAGGAAGUGACAAGAACUUCACAGCUCACCUCUUGGUUGAGGUUGUCGUCCUGAUGUUAAAAGAUCUCCCCUAGGAGACAAAAAGGGGAACCUUCUGCUCCACAUAUAAAGAGACUAAGAUGGUGAUGAGCUUGUACACCUUGAAGCUUGGUCAUAACGAACCUUUCUGCUUUAAUUGUCUCAAAGGUGAUUUCAGGGCAUCUGAAGCAAGCCCUCUAUCUGCCUUGUAAAACAAUCAAGUCCAUCUACCUCCCUCGAUAGCAUGUAUCAUUGAGUCUCUAAGACUUUUCAAACAUUAGGCAUCCUCUUUCCCCCAGACAAAAAAAAAAGCCUUUACACAGGGAAGUUUGCAUUAGUGGCCAUUCUUCCAAGAAAUGUGGAAGAGUGUGACUCACCCUGCAGUUUGUUUUUCAGUGCCAAAUGUAGAAGGGAAUCAUGAUGCAAAUAUAUACUGUGUAUGUGUGUAAGCAUGUGGUCCCGUCUACACAUAAUCCUAGCCCACCUGCUUCUGUUUUUCUUUUGUUUGGAGGGAGACGAUCACCAAUAUGCAUAAUGUAGUUGUCCCUCUUAUAAACAAUCCUCUGCUCUUGACCUGUUUAAUCACAGUACAGUGGUGCACAUGUGUUAGUAUACGAUGAUGAGCCUAGCUAAACCCAAGCGGAUGAUAUCGACACAAAAAGGGCUUAUUGACUCGGAAAAGCUUAAGUUUGGGAUGUUUAUUCACAUUGUGUGUUUUAUUCUAAUUAUACAUUUUAGAUCAAAACUUUGAAAACACAGGAUUGUUGGUGGUGGUCUUCUUUUAAAGCUUUUAUCUUGAUUCACUAAAGGAUAAGGUUGGUGAUAUUCUAUGUUUUUGAUGUAGGUACAAAUCCCAUAAAAAGACCAAACGAAUCAAUCCUUACGCCCUAAGUGUACGACGUGUUUCAACUCCACCCUGCCACAUGUGCUGCUUGUUUUUUACUCAAAGGCACCAACUUGGAAUUAAUGUAUUUCCUCAAGCAGCUGGGUAAUGUUGUUUUAACAGUUGUACUCAAACAGUUGUAAAUAACAAAAUGUAAGGACUCCUUUAAGUUGAGGAUUUGGUGCCCUUGCAAGUACUAAGGCAUCAGAAGGGUGUAUUUAAGAUUGACAAAGUUAACUGGCCAUGUUAAUUUCUAUGGAAAAUCUAUCAGCCUUUGGAAAGUAAUUUUACACAAAAAGUUUACAUAAUUAAUUGUUGGUUUUGGCCUUUUUGUGUGUUGAAAGAUAAAGAAUAUCACCAGACUCAUCCUUUUGAAUCUUAUAAAUAAGGAAAAAUAAACAGUACAGCAUGCAUUGAAAUGAAUGACUUGGUGACUAUGAAUAUAUAGGCAAAAUAGUAACAUUUAUGCUGCCAGUUUAUUUUUGGAGUGAAUCGGAACUGUUACCACACACAGUGCCCUUCAGUCAUGCUGUUCUUGAACCUGUGUUUUCUGCUUGCUCUGAGGGUUACAUGUAAUCUGUAGUCAGCCUCUGAUAGCUGGUCAGAAUGAAACCCUGCAGCCUGUUUGGUCCCAAACAUCAGGAUUGGAUAACACUGACCUCCACGGUAAAUGUUUACAAAUCAGUGUAUUUCAUGUAAAGCAGUGUAAACAAUCUUAAAGCAGGUCAAAGUCACCAGAUAACUGCACUAAAGCCAACCGUGGCAUGUCAGGCCUUACAGAGAGGAGACAUGUCGAUGCUGCUUUUUGCCUAGUUUGAGACGUUUGCCUGCCCAAACCCGGUCUGAAUUGUAUUUAUAGACCGGUGGUGCCAAUGUGACUCAGUCUUAUGCCCUGUAAACUGCUCAUGGACAUAUCCCACACUGGAUAUUCCUGAGUACCCCAGAUACUUGGACUAUACAACAGCUAAUGCAGUAAAAGCACAGGGAGGCUAACUGGUGUUAAUGUAACACCUGAUGGCAAAACUGAUUAUAUUUUAUUUUUAAAUGUGUGGUGUGGAAGUCAACUUAUUUUAAGGAUUUGGGUCCUUGUUGCGUUUGAAGAUUAUGGGUGUGGUAUUUUCAGUCAAGAACUCUUCAGGAAUUUAACAGGAAGUAAAUAUUAACUGAUAAUGUGGACAUCGGUCAAAAAUAAAAUACCUGCACAACUAAUAUCCUCAGUCACUCACUUACCUCCGGUCAGGCAAUGCUCAUGACAAGUGUUUGGGAUGUAUGCCUAUUACAUUUUAAAGGCAGUUGUGUUUUUUCAGUAAACUUUGGGGGGAUGCUUUAGCAAAUGUAUGAUCAAACUUGGCAGGGGGUCCUUUGCUUCACCAAUACAGCGGUUGCCAUCUAGAAAAGUGUAUUAUCACGUUAUGACCCACACCGUAAAGUUAUUCAGUGUGCUCUGUAAUUAUUUUCCAAUAAAUAACGGAACAGAUUUUAUACCAAGGAGUGUAUUCUUCAUUUAGGGGUAAAAAAAACAACAAAGUAUGGAGUGAAUUUAGAGUCAUUUUACAAUUGUAAACACAGGCACCCUAUGCUUAUUGUUUUUAUUUUAUUCUUUGCUUUUCUGAGGGGGCUGUCAAGGGUGGUCAGGACUUCCUGUGCAAUAUACUUUAUUACUGUAUCAAUAAUAAAUCUGAGACAAUUUGAGUUAA
Molecule: messenger RNA, 4253 nt
Organism: Notothenia coriiceps (black rockcod)
Lineage: Eukaryota; Metazoa; Chordata; Actinopteri; Perciformes; Nototheniidae
Gene: klhdc3
Product: kelch domain containing 3
Exons: 11
Coding region: 177-1325 (382 amino acids)
Cellular component (GO): cytoplasm
Molecular function (GO): chromatin binding; protein binding
Source: RefSeq, a predicted model, not a curated record